This is a messenger RNA of Brassica oleracea var. oleracea, 1870 nucleotides long. Its product is annotated as piriformospora indica-insensitive protein 2. The record is from RefSeq and is a predicted model, not a curated record. The transcript has 2 exons. Gene Ontology annotation, molecular function: protein binding. Lineage: Eukaryota; Viridiplantae; Streptophyta; Magnoliopsida; Brassicales; Brassicaceae. Bases 1 to 1836 code for a protein of 611 amino acids.
AUGACCGUCUCUCUGUUCGUCACUGUCACCGUUCGCUCACUCUGUUCAUCACUGUCACCGUUCGCUCACUCUGUUCAUCACUGUCACCGUUCGCUCACUCUGUUCAUCACUGUCACCGUUCGCUCACUCUGUUCAUCACUGUCACCGUUCGCUCACUCUGUUCAUCACUGUCACCGUUCGCUCACUCUGUUCAUCACUGUCACCGUUCGCUCACUCUGUUCAUCACUGUCACCGUUCGCUCACUCUGUUCAUCACUGUCACCGUUCGCUCACUCUGUUCAUCACUGUCACCGUUCGCUCACUCUGUUCAUCACUGUCACCGUUCGCUCACUCUGUUCAUCACUGUCACCGUUCGCUCACUCUGUUCAUCACUGUCACCGUUCGCUCACUCUGUUCAUCACUGUCACCGUUCGCUCACUCUGUUCAAGCGUUUCAACAUCUAAGUUCCGAGAGUUUCAGCUCUCCACCAUAUCAGCUGCACCAACCUACGUAUCGCUCGUUAGCAACAAACCCAAAUCCAAACAAGAAAAAAGCUGCAAACCUCACUGCUCUGUCCACCGUCUGCCAGGAAAACAACGACGACGCGCCGCCUCAGCUCCCCCCAUCGGAACAAGAAGCCGUCUACCGAGUCCUCAACUCAGUCAACCCCGCCAUCCCGUGGCGAACCAUCUUCCCCGACAACCUCUGCGCCUCACCAUCAGACGGCGUCGUAUGCGACUACCCCGACGCUUCCUCAUCAACCUCUCUCCACGUCACCGAGCUCCACUUGGGCUACGUCUCGGACUACACGCAGAACCCUCCUUGCUCGUCAAACGCUACUCUCGACCCUCUCCUCUUCACUUCUUUCGAACACCUCCGCAAGCUCUUCUUCUACAAAUGCUUCACCGGAGCUCCCGCCUCGCUGCCGGCGACCAUCCCGGAGGAGUUCGGCUCGGUCCUCGAAGAGCUCGUCUUCAUCGAAAACCCUUCUCUCUCCGGCGACGUCGGCGUCUUGAUCGGUAACUUCACCAAACUGAGAAGGCUAGUGUUAACCGGAAACGGGUUUCACGGCUCGAUUCCAAACCGGAUCUCCGGUUUAGUCAGCCUACAAGAGAUCACUCUCUCUAGAAACAGCUUAACCGGAGGCUUUCCAUCAAACGCCACGUCACGUCUGAAGAAUCUCAAAGUCCUCGACUUUAGCCAUAACUCUCUCACCGGAGACGCUCCUGACUCCAUCGGAGACUUAACAGAGCUUCUCAAGCUAGACCUCAGCUACAACGCCUUCUCCGGCGAGAUCCCUCCCGGAGUCGGAAACUUGAAAAAGCUCGAGUUUUUGGAUUUGAGCUACAACCGUUUCGGGAACUACGGCGUUCCUCUGUUUCUAGCGGAGAUGAGGAGUCUAAAAGAGGUUUACCUGAGCGGUAACCUCCUCGGAGGACGCAUCCCGGAGAAGAUAUGGAAGAACCUCGAGGGUAUUUCGGGAAUUGGGUUUUCGAGGAUGGGUCUACAUGGGAACAUUCCAGCUUCGAUGGGGUCGAGUCUCAAAAGCCUUUGGUAUCUUGCGCUUGACAACAACAAUCUCGACGGUCGAAUCCCUUUGGAGUUUUGUCUUUUGGAUUCUGCUCGUGAGAUCAACCUCGAGAACAACAAUCUCACGGGUCAAGCUCCGUUUUCAGACAGGUUCAGAGAUAGGGUCGGGAAGAAGCUUAAACUGAGCGGGAACCCGUAUCUCCUUUUGGUUAAAGAGUCAGUUCCUCCUCUAGCCGGAGAAGUUCUCUCUUCGUCGGCGGUAAGGGCUUUGGCGUCGGUUUGCUUCCCAGCGGUUUUUAUUGUUUUUUACAUUUUGAUUAAACAGUGAAAACAGAGAGGGAGAAGGAACAGAGAAUAGGUUA